ACGGUGCAUUCCCGGCGGGACCCUCAGACCUCGAGCAGCCGCUGUCCGCGCAGCCGCCAUCGCCGUGUCCGCCCGCAGCCCAGUGGCCAUGCGAGGAUACCGCGGCGUCAAGUACAUCCUGUUUGUUUUCUGCUACGUCUUCUGGGUUGUGAGCGCCGUUCUCAUUGCAGUGGGAAUCUACGCCAAGAUCGUCAAGGAGAAAGAUGUGGUGGACACGCUGACCGUGGACCCGGCGCUCCUCCUCAUCAUGGUGGGCUCGCUGAUGUUCAUCAUCACCUUCCUGGGAUGUUUGGGUGCCCUGCGGAACGCCACCUGCCUGCUGAAGACAUUUGCGGCCAUCCUGGCGGCGGUGCUUCUGGUGCAGCUGACAGCAGGAAUUCUGGGAUAUGUCUUCACUGACACGGUGAUGGAGCGGACGGAGCGCCUCAUGAUGAAGACCAUUGUCCGCUACCGGGAGGACCAGGACCUGGAGAACGCCAUCGACUUUGUCCAGAAGAAGUUCCAGUGCUGCGGCGUGGACAACUACAAGGACUGGUCCAAGAACGUCUACUUCGAGUGUUCCGACUCCAAUCCCAGUCUGGAAGCCUGCGGCGUGCCUUUCUCCUGCUGCGUCAUCCCCAGCAACCAGACGGUGCUGAACACCAUGUGCGGCCUGGGCACCCAGCGGCAAGAUCUCCGGUGGGCCUCCCGGGACGUCUUCACCGACGGCUGCCUGCCGAAGAUGGCGGCGUGGAUCCGGACCAAUAUGAAGAUGCUGGCCGGGAUGACGGGCGGGUUGCUGCUCCUGGAGGUGUGCGUGAUCGCCCUGGCUGUGGCUCAGGUGUGCUGGAUCAACAAAGUGCGGCGACGGAAGGCGGAGCUCGCCACCCGGAACGCGUCCCGGAAGAAGGACGAGCUGUGGCUUCCCGCCUUUGCUGACUUUGACCAAUGAGAGGCGACCCGGACUUAUCAGGUUCAUCCGGCAGUGACCCCUACAGGCUGGAGUCGUGAUGACACACCAGUCACAAAGCUGCUCAUAAACAAACAAAAAAAACCCAGCUAAUUUCUUAAGCUCACAAUGUCGAAACCUCAUCAUCACUUUUUGGCAGGCCGGCAUAGGUUGCUGUCCAAAGUGAGGCCCCGGGGGCCAUUUGUGUUUUUUAGUGGCCCACAACACAUUCUGCAGAUGAAAUUGUGUCCUUGGGCAAGACACUUUACCCACCUGCUCCCAGUGCCACCCACACUGGUUUAAAUGUAACUUAGAUAUUGGGUUUCACUAUGUAAAGCGCUUUGAGUCACUAGAGAAAAGCGCUAUAUAAAUAUAAUUCACUUCACAAAAAAAAAUUCACAAAUAAACAUAAAAUAUUAUGCAAAAAAAAGGGGGGAGUCAACUAGGGUAUACUAAUACUAAUAUAGUUGGAGUUAAAGUGCCCAUGAUUGUCACACACACACACUAGGUGUGGCGAAAUUAUUCUCUGCAUUUGACCCAUCACCUUUGAUUGGUGAGGGGAGCAGUGAGCAGCAUACUUGCCAACCUUGAGACCUCAGCUCAGAAUUAGGGAGAUAUUCAAAGGGUCAUAUAUAUAUAUAUAUAUAUAUAUAUAUAUAUAUAUAUAUAUAUAUAUAUAUAUACCAGUGACGUGCGGUGAGGUUCAUGGCUGGUGAGGCACUGACUUCAUCAGAGUCAGAUUUAUAAACAUAUGAACCCUAUAGAGCAUGGGUGUCAAACUCUGGCCCGCGGGCCAAAUCUGGCCCGCCGUUUGAUUUCAUUUGGCCCUUGAGGCAACAUCAAAUUAACAUUAGAGCUGGCCCGCCGGUAACACCACAUUCACCGCUAAUACUCAUACUGCCCAACCCUCUCGAUUUUCCCAGGAGACUCCCAAAGUUUAGUGCCCUUCCCGAAAAUUCCCUGGGCAACCAUUCUCUUCGAUUUCCACCCGGACAACAAUAUUGGGAGUGUGCCUUAAAGGCACUGCCUUUAGCGUCCUUUACAACAUGUCGUCACCUCCUCUUUUCCUCCAUAUAAACAGCGUGCUGGCCAAGUCACAUAAUAUAUGUGGCUUUCACACAUACAUACUUGGUCAAAAUCCAUACAGGUCACACUGAGGGUGGCCGUAUAAUCAACUUUAACAUUGUUACAAAUAUGCGCCACAGUGUGAACACACACCAAACAAGAAUGAAAAAACACAUUUCGGGAGAACACCCGCAAACACAACAUAAACACAACAGAACAAAUACCCAGAAGCCCUUGCAGCACUAACUCUUCCGUAACGCUACAAUAUACACUCCCGCUACCACCAAACCCCACCCACCUAAUUUUAAUUUUAUUUUCGAAUUUAUUAGCCUGUGGAAAAAGUUAAUGUUGAUAUUUACCUCAGAAGGCUGCAAAUAGAAAAGAGGGAUUCAUUUUUUUAAUUAAAUUUUAUUUAAUAUACCACUGAUGUUUUUUCGUUUGUUUUUUGAAAGUUGAUUUUGCACUCUUACGUUAUAUAAGCUCUGCCUGUUCCAUGGGAGGAAGCCCGAGUACCCGGAGGGAACCCACGCAGUCACGGAGAGAACAUGCAAACUCCACAGGAUUGAGCCAGGAUUACUCAGGACCUUCGUAUUGUGAGGCAGAUGCACUAACCCCUGGUCCACCGUGCUGCCCUAUUUAAGCCUUGCUUGUUCAAUAUUCAUUGCAAAACUUGUUUGGGUCCCUAUUAAAAGGUUAAUUUGUUCAACCUUGGCCCGCGGCUUUGUUCAGUUUUAAAUUUUGGCCCACUCUGUAUUUGAGUUUGACACCCCUGCUGUAGAGCAUGGGUGUCAAACUCUGGCCCGUGUAAUUUAAUUUGGCCCUUGAGGCAAUAUCAACUUAACAUUACAGCUGGCCCGCCGUUAUUACACAGCAGCGGUGCCGCUGUAACAUGGCGCCGCUAGGGAUUUUGGGCCCCAUGAAAAGACUCUUUACAGGGCCCCCAACACAUAAUUUUAUAUAAUUACAUCAUCAUUAGGGGCCUCUCUGGGCCCCCCUCCAUCAUGGGCCCCUAGAAUCCGUCUCCUUUCCCCCCCCCUUUUUGGCGCCCCUGGUUGUAACACUGCAAUUUCUCACACUUGCCAAUCCUCCCGAAGUUCAGUGCCCCUCCCGAAAAUCUCCCGGGGCAAGCAAGCAUUCUCCCGAUUUCCACCCGGACAACAAUAUUGGGGGCGUGCCUUAAAGGCACUGCCUUUAGCAUUCUCUACAACCCGUCGUCACGUCCGCAUUUCCUCCAUACAAACAGCGUGCAGGCCCACUGGCAUAAUAUAUGCGGCUAUAACACACACAUAAGUGAAUGCAAUCAUACUUGGUCAACAGCCAUACAGGUCACACUGAGGGUGGCCGUAUAAACAACUUUAACAGUAGAAGCAUUUAAGUCUCAUCUUAAAACUCAUUUGUAUACUCUAGCCUUUAAAUAGACCUCCUUUUUAGACCAGUUGAUCUGCCGCUUCUUUUCUUUCUCCUAUGUCCCCCCCUCCCUUGUGGAGGGGGUCCGGUCCCAUGACCAUGGAUGAAGUACUGACUGUCCAGAGUCGAGACCCAGGAUGGACCGCUCGCCUGUAUCGGUUGGGGACAUCUCUACGCUGCUGAUCCGCUUCAGAUGGUUUCCUGUGGACGGGACUCUCGCUGCUGUCUUGGAGCCACUAUGGAUUGAACUUUCACAGUAUCAUGUUGGACCCGCUCGACAUCCAUUGCUUUCGGUCCCCUAGAGGGGGGGGGGGGUUGCCCACAUCUGAGGUCCUGUCCAAGGUUUCUCAUAGUCAGCAUUGUCGCUGGCGUCCCACUGAAUGUGAAUUCUCCCUGCCCACUGGGUGUGAGUUUUCCUUGCCCUUUUGUGGGUUCUUCCGAGGAUGUUGUAGUCGUAAUGAUUUGUGCAGUCCUUUGAGACAUUUGUGAUUUGGGGCUAUAUAAAUAAACAUUGAUUGAUUGAUUGAUUUAACACUGUUACAAAUAUGCGCCACACUGUGAACUCACACCAAACAAGAAUGACAAACACAUUUCGGGAGAACAUCUGCACUGUAACAUAACAUAAACACAACAGAACAAAUACCCAGAACCCCUUGCAGCACUAACUCUUUCGGGACGCGACAAUAUAUUUUGAUAUUUACCUCAGAAAGCUGCAAAUAGAAAAGAGGUGUAGUUGAGAUAGGUGCCAGCGCCCCCCGCAACCCCAAAAAGAGAUGGAUGGAUCACAUUAAAUUUGUAUUUAAAUUUUAUUUGAUAUGCCAUUGAUAUUUUUUAAUUAUUAUUAUUAUUAUUUGAAACUCGAUUUCUGCAUAUCACUAUAAAGUUACUGUAUACAAGCCUUGCUUGUUCAAUGUUCAAUGCAAAACUUGUUUGGGUCCCUAUUAAAAGGUUCAUUUGUUCAAC
This is a messenger RNA of Nerophis ophidion (straightnose pipefish), 4363 nucleotides long. Its product is annotated as tetraspanin-33-like. The transcript is spliced from 8 exons. The record is from RefSeq and is a predicted model, not a curated record. Lineage: Eukaryota; Metazoa; Chordata; Actinopteri; Syngnathiformes; Syngnathidae. The coding region runs from base 89 to 931 and encodes 280 amino acids. Gene Ontology annotation, cellular component: membrane.